Molecule: messenger RNA, 5588 nt
Organism: Peromyscus maniculatus bairdii (prairie deer mouse)
Lineage: Eukaryota; Metazoa; Chordata; Mammalia; Rodentia; Cricetidae
Source: RefSeq, a predicted model, not a curated record
GGUCAGGCCUCUCAUGGGUGUCAAUAAAGCAUGGCAUAUCAAGUUAAGAUAGGACUAAGCUCCUCCCUUUGUAUUGAGGCUUGGUGAGGGAAACCAGUAUGGGGAAUAGGUUCUCAAUAGCUAGAUCAAGCAUUAAAGACAGGCCCUGAUCCCCCUGCUAGGAAUUCCACAAAUAGAUGAAGCUAUACAAGUAUUACACAUGUGAAGGCCUGUGAAGGGUUUAUAAUGGUAGUACUCAUGGCUGGCUGCCACCUGCAUUGGCCACAGUGACAGAAGAGAGUGCUAGAUGCUGCAGUGGCAGAAGAAUCACAAGCCAUGGUUACCUCUUUAGAGUUUUAUUAGGAGAAAGGAGAGAGAGAGCGUGGGGUGGGGGACGGACAGACAGAGACAGACAGCACUGAGGGGAAGUACAGAGGGAAUACAAGGAGAGAGAGAGAAGAGUCCCGUGAAAGGGCACGCCUGCUUUUUAGGCUGGGACUAUGUCUCAGGCUGGUGACAUAAUAAAGACAUAAUCCUUACAGCCUACAUUGGUUCUAUGCAGCCACCCAAGCUGCUGGUCCAGGGUCUGUGAGUACCUGUGAGCCCAGAUCAGUUGUUUCUGUGGGUUCCCUUAUGACAACUUUUACUUCCCUGGCUUGUACAAUCCUUCCUUCCUUUCUCAGGAUUCCCAGUGCACGGCUCAGUGUGCGGCUGUGGAUCUUUGCAUCCAUUUCCAUCAGUUACUGGAUUAAGACUCUCUGAUAACAGUUAGGGGUCAACAGUCUAGUCACAGAAGAUGGCCAGUUCAGGCACUCUCUCCACUAUUGCUAGAAGUCUUAGCUGGAGUUAUCUUUGUAGAUUCCUCAGAGUUUCCCACGCAGAAUAUACAUUAACUGUCUUGUAGUUUUUCCUUUCUUUCUUUCUUUCUUUCUUUUUUUUUUUCACUUAUGUAGCCAAGAUUUUUCAGGAGGUUUCUGCCAAACAAAUAUGAUCUUCAUUAAUUUUGAAGAGAUCCAAAGCUUUUUGUUUCAUGUGGAAAGGAAAGCAUGACCUCUCCACGAAUGUAGCAUAUUUCCUGACUUCCAUUUUGAAGUUAACACAUUCUUAAAAUAUAUAGGCUGGUUUAAUAUUGCAGUUGUUGUUUUGUUUGUUUUUAACAACCCAGUGUCUCUCCAGCAUUUGCCUUUUGUGCAUCAGCAUUCAAAAAUUUUGAAGUCAGCAAAGCAUCAUUGGAGGUUCCAAGUGCCCUGUGUAUUUCCCAUCCUUAUGUUACUUUUUUAUUAUUAUUACUUUAUUUUUUCGUUAAAGACUUCACUUUAUUAUUUUUAAAUGAUUUACUGAUUGAUUGAUUUUAUUAGGACUUUCUGUGCCCCCCUCCUUUUUUUUUUUUCUUUAUCACCUAAGCACAUUUCAAGCACAGUGUAACCUGUUCGGAGGUUUUCUUGGCCAGGAUCUGACUUUCUGCAUGUCUGCACAGGCUUCUUUGACUGCAUGAGCCAAACCUUAACCUGCUAAGCUCUGCACAUGGCCUGGUGGCUGUCUCUUCCUCCUUUGGCCUAACCAUCCCAGCCACUCUUCAUCAUCCCAUCUCUGGAAAGUUGCUGAGACCAAGAUGGCUACCUAGCGAGAUGGCUGCCCAAGUGCUCUGCUGUACAGCGGGCCCUUUUAAAGGAGCCUUGCCUUUGUACACCUUGAGAAGUGAGCCUACCUGAUAGACCAUAGUCACAAGAAAGCCAAGUUUAAAACAUUUAUUUGUUUUCAACUUUCAACUUAUAUAGGUAUUCCAUAUGUCGAUUUACUUGCUGGACAUUGGGUGCCAAAUGCUUUCUUGUCAGACUAUAUUUGGGUUGUCAACCCUCAAAUAAUGAAUGACAUGGAGACUUAUUAGUUAUGAAAGCUUGGCUUUAGCUUAGGCCUUUUCCCAACUAGCUCUUCUAACUUAAAUUAACCUGUCAAUGUACAUUCUGUCACAUGGCUCAUGUUACCUUUGCUCUGUACCCUGUGUCUGACUUCUUUAGAGUUGCUGGCAUCCCCUGCUUCUCUCUCUCUCCCUGAGCGUUCUGUCUAUUUUUUCCUGCCUAGCUGUUGGCCAUCCAGCUCUUUAUUAAACCAGCCACAGUGACACAUCUUCACACAGUGUAAACAAAAUUCUGCAACAUACUGACAUACUGCUUGUCUAAAUUAGUGGGAGAGGGUAAACAUUCCAUAUAUGUUUACUUUGUGCCUUGAUAAUGCUCACCCUCUGGUUUUCUAUCAUCCUUUUCUCCUUCCCUUGACGGAUAGACCCUCUUCUACUUUAUGAAUUUUUUGUUCAGCCUUUUUAGAAAAUUUUCCAUAUGUAAGACAGAAUGUGCUGCAUUUGUCUUUGUGUUUGAUUUAGUUUGCUUAACAGUGAUUUCCAGUUCUGUCAGUUUUUCUAAUGAGUAAUAGUAUUCCAUUUAUUCUUUGAGACUGAAUAAUACUCUAAUAUGUAGAUGUAUGCACCAUUUUCUUUAUUCAUCUGUUGAUGAACAGGAAGGCUGAUUCCAUGUCUAGGCUAUUGUGAGCCUUACUAUCAUAAUCAUGGUUAUACAGUUAUGUUUUCUAUACAGUGACUUCAUUUCUUUCUUGCAUACACAAACACAGGCAUAGCAUGGCUAAAUGUUAUGUUUAUUUUAUUUUGUACUAUUUUUGUAAUAGAAACCCCUGUUUAUUCUUAGUAGGAAAGUGUUUAUCAUUAUACAACAUGGCAUUUUAUUUUUAAUCCACAUUUUUUAAUUAUGUGUAUAUGUGCAUUGUGUACUGGGAGUGUGUGUGUAUGCACAUGUGUUCAGGUGCCUACACACCUGCAGAGUUCAGGUAAAAGUGUUGGGUAUCAUGGAGCUGGUAUUUUAGGUGGUUGUGAAUUGUCCAGUGUGGGUGCUGGGAACUCAAGUCAACUCCACUGCAAGGGUAGUAUAUACUCUUAACCACUAAACCAUUUCUCUAGCUCCUACAUGUAGCAAUUUAUGAGCUUAUGUAUUUGUGAUUUGCCUGGUUAUUUUAUCAUAGAAUGUUACAAAUGUUUUAUAAUAUUUUCUAAGCCCAACAGGUGAUUGUUUUCUGUGUGUGUUGUGCAGUAUAACUGACAUGCACUGCUUGUUAAUGUUGAAAAAAUGAUUGUCAUGAAUGGGUAUAGUCAACUCUCCUGAACAUAUAAUUAAAGAUUUACCACCAAAAGAGAGUGGCGAUUCAGGAGAAAUAGACCAGAAAAUGGUGUCAGAAAGAUAUAAAAGCAGUGACAUUGAAGACUUUUUCUUCAGAGGAAUCCAGAAGAACAUACAGGAUUUUGAGUUUCGGUGGAAAGACAGUGAAAGGAAGUAUAAAUCCACCCAUAGUAAACAUCAAGAUAGUAGGAAGAAGACAGGAAAAUGCAUAAGGAACCUACUUGAACUGCAGCCAUUUCCAUCUGCAGAGAAUAUUGAUGAUAAUGAAGUUAAGUCUAUUACCAGUGUUUCUUCAAUUUUAUUAUCUCAAAGAAUUCCUCUCACUGGUGUCAAAGCACACAUUGUUCAUGAAUAUGAUGAUGAUAUUUAUUGUUCACUACUUAUGAAAAAACAGAAAGCACACAUUAAGGAAAAACCUUAUCAAUGUAAUGAGUGUGGCAAGGUCUUCAGUUAUACUUCUUCUCUGGCACAUCAUCAGCAAACUCAUACUGGAGAGAAACUUUACAAAUGUGUUGAAUGUGGUAAGGCUUUUUUUCGACGUUCUUAUCUUUUGGUACACGAGAGGCAUCAUACUGGAGCAAAACCUUACAAAUGUAAUGAAUGUGGCAAGGUUUUCACACAGAAUUCACACCUUACAAGUCAUCGGAGAGUUCAUACUGGUGAGAAACCGUACAAGUGUAACGAAUGUGGCAAAGCCUUUAGUGUUCGUUCAAACCUAACUAAUCAUCAGGUAAUUCAUACUGGAGAAAAACCUUACAAAUGUAAUGAGUGUGGCAAGGUCUUCAGUCAAACUUCAAGCCUUGCGAUUCAUCGGAGAACUCAUACUGGAGAGAAACCUUACAGGUGCAACGAGUGUGGAAAAGUCUUUAGUUCACAUUCAAACCUAAAUACACAUCAGAUAAUCCAUACUGGAGAAAAACCCUACAAAUGUUCAGAGUGUGGUAAGGUCUUUACUCAGAAUUCACACCUUGCAAAUCAUUGGAGAAUACAUACAGGAGAGAAACCAUACAAGUGUAAUGAGUGUGGAAAGGCCUUUAGUGUGUAUUCCAGCCUCACUACCCAUCAGGCAAUCCAUACUGGAGAAAAACCUUACAAGUGUGAUGAAUGUGGCAAGGUCUUUACUCAAAAUUCACAUCUUGCAAGUCAUCGUGGAGUCCACAGUGGGGAGAAACCUUACAAGUGUGAAGAAUGUGGCAAAGUCUUCAGUCAGACUUCAAAUCUUGCAAGACAUUGGAGGGUUCAUACUGGAGAGAAGCCUUACAAAUGCAAUGAAUGUGGCAAAGCUUUUAGUGUGCGUUCAAGCCUAACUUCCCAUCAGGUAAUCCAUACUGGAGAAAAACCUUACAAAUGUAAUGAAUGUGGCAAGGUCUUUAGUCAGACUUCAAGUCUUGCAAUUCAUCAGAGAAUUCAUACUGGGGAGAAACCUUACAGGUGCAAUGAGUGUGGAAAAGCCUUUAAUUCACAUUCAAACCUAAAUACACAUCAAGUAAUCCAUAGUGGGCAAAAACCCUAUAAAUGUCUGGAAUGUGGCAAGGUCUUUACUCAAAAUUCACACUUGGCUAAUCAUCGCAGAACCCAUACAGGAGAGAAACCUUACAAGUGUAAUGAGUGUGGCAAAGCCUUCAGUGUGUACUCAAGUCUGACUACUCAUCAGGCAAUCCAUACUGGAGAAAAACCUUACAAGUGCAAUGAAUGUGGUAAAGUUUUCACUCAAAAUUCACACCUAGCAAGUCACCGUAGGACUCAUACUGGAGAAAAACCUUACAGGUGUAAUAAAUGUGGUAAAGCCUUUAGUGUGCGUUCAAGCUUGACUACUCAUCAGGCAAUCCAUACUGGAGAAAAACCUUACACAUGUAGUGAGUGUGGCAAAGUCUUUAGUCGAAGUUCCAACCUUGCAAGUCAUCGGAGACUUCAUAUUGGACAGAAACAUGAAUGAAUAUAGCAAUGUCUUCAGCCACAGUUCACUUGCACAUAUCCAGGAAUGCAAUCUUAAGAAAAUACUAUUUUUAAUGAUAGAAAAAACACCCAUCAAGAGUUCAAGUAUAUCACUGGAUGUGGUGGUAUGCAUGUAAACCACACAAUACUUGUCAGGCUGUUGUGAGACCAUCAGCCACCUAUGAUGUAUAGGAAGAACUUAAAUUUUAAAAGAAGUCAAGCUUUUAUAGACAUAUAUUAAGAAGCCAUUUCAUUCAUGUACAGCACAUGCUUUAUUACAUGACUCCCACCUCUAGAAAUACCAAAAUACACAUCGCUCAUGAAAUUGUCCACUUGGCACUUACUAAGGAAGGUGCUUAAUGACCAUUAUUGUGAAGGGUUUAUCAGAGUAAUAAAUCUAUUUCCAUAGCUUUGUUACAGUGUACAGAAUAAUUGUUAAAAAACAACUAAAAAUCAAAAUAAAUUAAAACAUAUAUAUGGAAGUUGGAA